Molecule: messenger RNA, 2371 nt
Organism: Pteropus alecto (black flying fox)
Lineage: Eukaryota; Metazoa; Chordata; Mammalia; Chiroptera; Pteropodidae
Exons: 2
Coding region: 791-1558 (255 amino acids)
Source: RefSeq, a predicted model, not a curated record
CUGGCCGCCACCCCCACCCCCCGCCCCAAGCCCCGAGCCGCACCAGGCACUGCUGGGAGCCAGCCCUAAGCCCGUGGUGGGCCCGGGGCAGACUCACCGGACUGCCCCGCUCCAGGACUGGUCCGGCCCUGGCCCACAGGUCCAGCUCUGCCUAGCACUGUGUGUUCCCACUGCUCUGGAAGCCGCGUGAGGCUUGGGGGGCCUGGAGGGUGGCGUCGGCGCAGGGCCUGUGGGCGGCAGCGUUCUUCCUGGCACUCGGAAUCUCGCGGCCGGCAGAUCGGUCCGGUCUCAGCUGGAGCCACAGCGCUGGCGUGAUCUCGCUCCUCCUCACCCACGGAAGCCACGUCUGUCCUGACGCCCAGCGCCCUGUGGGCAUGUUCCACUGAGCCGCUGGCUCGCGUGGACCUGGGUCCCCACCCUGCAGGCCUUGGGAGGCUGUUGCAGGGUCUUUCCAGCAGUAACUCAGGAAAGCGAACAGGACAGACGCGAACCCUGCCUCCAGGGUCCGGCGCGGUCUCGGGGCCAUUACGUUCCUGGUGGACACACCGGGGGUCCACGCCUGACACGCACCAGAGUAGGGACGCCGCCCUCCCAACGCCCGCCCUGCCCUGCCGUCUCAGGCUCCCGGCCCCUCCGCGUGCUCACGUUCACGUUGGAGGGCGCGACCCCGAACCCUGAUGCCGACAGUGUGUUUACCAUUCUCGGGCCGUUUGAGGGUUACUGACCCUGUGUUUGACGUGGAAACAGACGCCGUCCACGCGGCACAGCGCAAAACGUCCUAAAUAUCUCGAUGCAUCUGAAGUUUGUAAAAGGGCGUGGGCGCCAGCCGCCUCUGCCGGGGAGAGGGCCGGGAGGGGCAGGUGGCCUCCGGGUCCCUCUGUCACCGCGGAUCCAUGAUGCGUGUUUUCUCAGCACCUUCUGCGGCGGGGAGUUGGAAGAGAAGGUGAAACAGCACAUCCGACGGACGCACGAACAAAGGAAAAGACGUCGGGGCGCGGCCCCCCUCGAGGGCAUCAGGAAGGCCACGGAGGACCCGGAGAUCGUGUGUGGCGCCCCCCGCUGGGGCGUCGGCAGAGGCGGGGCAGAGCCUGGGGGGCUGCGCAGUUGCCACCGAGGACAAGGACGCCACGGCGGGGACCGCGGGGUCUUCUCGCCCGCUGCCGGCAGCAUCCGUCCCUCCCACCGUGUCCGGGAAUGUCCGGGCCAUGUGCCUGGUGCAGCAGUGGAGGAAGAGCCUUUCCACCCCGGACGACACGCGGUCAGCCCGCCCAGUGCUGCGAGGGUCCCGGGCCUCGCCGAGCUCCUGGAGCCGCCUGCUGACACGGCGCGCCCGGAGGCCGUGGGGAACUGGCCCGUCUGUCCCCCAGACAGCUGGACGCUGGCCCGUGGGGAGCGUGCUCCAUCUCACCUGGUGUGGAAGCUGGAGCCCCGUCCCCACAGCCCAUGUGAGGACUCUGCACCACUGUCCCUUCUCCCCCGGGGGCCAGGUGCCUCCCGCCAGUCGAGAGCGGGGAGGGCCGUCUCUGGGGAAAUCAACUGGCCAAGGCCAGUGACUUGAGGACUCCAGUACUUGGGCGCCCCCAGUCCUGAGCUGAGCAGCAGGGGCGCCUCCCCACGGAGAGCUCCACCCACCGACGUCCUCAGUGCUGACCAGUGGUGUUACUGCCUCGUUCCCGAGCACGAGCGAGAGCCCAAGUCACCAGCUUAGGGGAGAGGCCCCGUGUGGGGACGGGCCAGGCGGACAGCGGAGGGCGCGUUCGGAAGAAACGCGGUCGUUGGGGAAACAAUCGAAAUCUCCCAGGAAGCAACUUACUGAAAUGGAAAAGACCACUGAGCAGUCUGGGAGUUAAGUUGAAAGUAUGGCAAAAACCUUUAAAAAUUAAAAUAAAUCCACAGGCGGAUUUGAGUAGCCCCCCACGAAGCAGGACAGAAAGGAAGGGGGGGCAGACCAGAGCGAGGACCCAAGACUCCCCUCGACUGACGCACAGGAGAUGCAAGGGCAUGUGGGGGGGCUGACAAAACACGGGGUGAGGGGGUCCCCGUGUGCCGUGUGCACCGGGCAUCCUGCGAGGUUCCAGCCAGGGGCCAGGACGGAGGCCGGUACAGCAGCACGGCGGUGGCCCUCGCCCGCAGCCUGACGGAGCUCUGAGCUCGGUGCCGGGCCGGGGCCAGCGUCGAGGAAGGACUCAGAAACGUCACUCUGUACAGCCCGUUUCUGGAACCUUCCACAGAGUGCGUUCUCCCAGACAAGGGGCUGGACGGGGAAAGGAAGUGCCCGCCAGGACAGGCCGGCUGUGCGCGUGCCGGGGCCAGGCGGAGCCCAUGGGGCCUAGAGGGUGUCCCCAGCGUCUCCGGCCAGUCCGCGGACGCC